CAAAUCGUCACGUGACACGGAAGUGACUACGAACAGGAAGAGGACGAAAAAAAUAACCGUCCGCGACGCCAAGCCGAACCGGACCCGCAGCCACCAUGAACAGCAAAGGUCAAUAUCCAACGCAGCCAACCUACCCGGUGCAGCCUCCUGGGAAUCCUGUGUACCCUCAGACCUUGCAUCUUCCUCAGGCUCCACCCUAUACUGAUGCUCCACCUGCGUACUCAGAGCUCUAUCGUCCGAGCUUUGUGCACCCGGGGGCUGCCACAGUUCCCACCAUGUCAGCUGCAUUUCCUGGCGCCUCAUUGUAUCUUCCCAUGGCCCAGUCUGUGGCUGUUGGACCUUUAGGUUCCACAAUCCCCAUGGCUUAUUAUCCAGUUGGUCCCAUCUAUCCACCUGGUUCAGCAGUGCUGGUGGAAGGAGGGUAUGAUGCAGGUGCCAGAUUUGGAGCUGGUGCUACUGCUGGAAACAUUCCUCCUCCUCCCCCUGGAUGCCCUCCCAAUGCUGCUCAGCUCGCAGUCAUGCAGGGAGCCAAUGUCCUUGUAACUCAGCGGAAGGGAAACUUCUUCAUGGGUGGCUCAGAUGGUGGUUACACCAUCUGGUGAAGAACCAAGGCCACCUCUGUGCCGGGAAAGACAUCACAUACCUUCAGCACUUCUCACAAUGUAACUGCUUUAGUCAUAAUUAACCUGAAGUU
Messenger RNA from Physeter macrocephalus (sperm whale), 694 nucleotides. It is a transcript of the gene DAZAP2, whose product is annotated as DAZ associated protein 2. The transcript is spliced from 4 exons. The record is from RefSeq and is a predicted model, not a curated record. NCBI's taxonomy places the organism in Eukaryota, Metazoa, Chordata, Mammalia, Artiodactyla, Physeteridae. The coding region runs from base 96 to 602 and encodes 168 amino acids.